UAAUUACACGUAAGCUGAGAUGUGAGGAUCCAGAUCCAUCCCAUGGGGCGCCAUAAUUACACGUAAGCUGAAGAAGUGACGGUGUCCUUAAUUUAAGGGGUAGGGGCGCCAUUAUCACAGACAGUAGUGUCCGACUCUUCGAGGUGCAUAGAAAGAUUGAAUUUUUCUCGGGCUUUCGUCUUCAAGUGCAAGUGAACCAACCUUGCAAUCUAUCUCUCUGGAUUUCCUCCAAUUUUUUAGUGCUUUCGUCUUCUUGAGCAAGUGAACUAAACUUGCAAUCCAUCUUUCUGGGUUUCUUGUUCUUCUCUCUCUCUCUCUCUCUCUCUCUCUCUCUCUCUUCCUGUCCCUGUCUCUCUCAGAGAAGCGUGUUUAUAAAUUUCACCAUGGCUUCAGCCAUUCCUGUUUCUCAAUCCCAACCCUUUUCCAGUGAAACCCACUUCAGAACAUUAAAGGUUAAUCCUACUUUGGUGUUUAUUUCUUUCAAGAAUUCCAGUUGCCAUUAUAGGGGGGUGUUGGGAGGGAAGUACUCUGUUAAUAGUAGUCGUGGCCGAGUAGAAAUGUCUUCUUCUAAGAGGGUUGUUAUUUCUGCAACAACGGCAGAGAAGCCGAAGAAACGAUAUCCGGGCGAGGCGAAAGGAUUCGUGGAGGAAAUGCGAUUUGUAGCAAUGAAAUUGCAUACAAAGGAUCAAGCCAAAGAGGGGGAGAAGGAAGUCAAGGAACCGGAAGAACAGGCAGUGAGGAAAUGGGAGCCCUCGAUUGAAGGGUAUCUCAGAUUUCUGGUCGACAGUAAAUUGGUUUACGAUACACUCGAGAGGAUUGUCGAGAAAGCGAGCUAUCCUUCAUAUGCAGAAUUCAAAAAUACAGGGUUGGAAAGGUCAGGAGCAUUGGCUAAGGAUUUGGAAUGGUUUAGGGAGCAAGGAUAUACUAUUCCAGAACCAUCUUCUCCUGGCAUUUCCUAUGCUCGUUAUCUGGAAGAUUUAUCUGAGAAGGAUCCUCAAGCAUUCCUAUGUCACUUCUAUAAUGUUUACUUUGCCCACACUGCUGGAGGGAGAAUGAUUGGUAGAAAGGUUGCUGAAAAGAUACUUGACAGUAAGGAGUUGGAGUUUUAUAAAUGGGAUGGUGACCUCUCCCAACUGUUGCAAGGUGUGAGGGUGAAGCUCAAUAAAGUUGCGGAAAGCUGGUCUAGAGAAGAGAAGGAUCAUUGCUUAGAGGAAACUGAGAAGUCAUUUCAAUAUUCAGGAGAGAUCCUCCGUUUAAUAUUGUCGUCUUGAUAUGUGCAACCUUUCUGCUAUCUUUCUGACCAUGUGGUUGUGCAAUUGUUAAAAUUCAUUAUGUUUUAUGGAUUCUUUUCCCAUCAAGUUUAAAUAUUAUUGUAAACAUAACAUUUACUUGUGUAUAAGAAAAAACUUUCUUUUUUUCUGAAAAA
Messenger RNA from Macadamia integrifolia, 1426 nucleotides. Its product is annotated as heme oxygenase 1, chloroplastic-like. Gene Ontology annotation, molecular function: heme oxygenase (decyclizing) activity. Bases 384 to 1271 code for a protein of 295 amino acids. The transcript is spliced from 4 exons. The record is from RefSeq and is a predicted model, not a curated record. Gene Ontology annotation, biological process: phytochromobilin biosynthetic process; heme oxidation. NCBI's taxonomy places the organism in Eukaryota, Viridiplantae, Streptophyta, Magnoliopsida, Proteales, Proteaceae.